ACUAACUUCUGCUGUUAUUAAUGUUUUCCUGCACAGCUCAGCACUUUCCAUCCCCUGGAAUGACUAUAAACGAGCGAUUCACCAUGUACCAAAGACGAGCUGCAGAGAAGGAAUUGAUGAAGCCAAGAAAAAGCCCAGAGAUACACAGGAGAAUUGACGUUUCACCAAGAGCUUUUAAGAAACACUCUCAACUUUUUGAGGCGAUGAAAAGCUCAGAGGAUGGCACUUACAAGGACGUCGUGGAUAAAGUGAAGGAGGACCCAAUGGAUCUUCGUUUGGAUAUUGAACGGCGUAAAAAAUAUUCCAGCCAUGACAGAGAGUAUAAACAGGAUCGGGGAAGAGAUGUGGGAGAGUCCCCUGAUUCUAGUAGAGAGAGAUCUUUGGACAAGUUCUCGAAAAGCCGCAAGAGAUCAAAGAAAAGUGAAAAGAAGCGCAGUCGCUCAAGUUCAUCUUCUUCCUCCUCGUCUUCUAAGACCCAAAAAGAAGAUUUGCCCCAUGGCAAGUCUGAUCCCAAAGAAAAAGCCUUUGACAGAGGCAGACUGGGUCAAACGGAGUCAACAGGACCAGAUGAAGGAGGAAGGCCUCGCGGAGGAUUUCAUGUCCGAAUACGCGGUCGGAGCUGGAACGGAGGCAAUAAUCAAGGAAACAGUUCACACAGCAACGCCAUGGCAAACAUGGAAGUAGACCCAAAAGCUGAAGACUGGGACCCAGAGUUCACUCCCAAGAGCAGAAAAUACUACUUGCACGACGACAGAGAACGAGAAGCAGAGCUCAAGUGGUUUGAAAACCGAGGGCGCGGACGGGGAAGCGCCUCGCGUGGAAGAGCUCGAUUUAUCAUCCGCAAAGCCGCUGGAGGCCCCAACACCGACAGCCCCAAAAGGGCCCAUGAUAAGUUCCAGAUCAACGGGGAGCAAGGCAGCGCUCAGGAAGAGGAGAGACAACAGGACCAUAAAGAUGGAGGAAUGGAAGGGGAGAAGACUUGAGCAGCGAAAGAGGAUGCUGAGAUUCUUAAUUUUCUUCUUCACUUUUAAACAAUCUCACUUUGUGAUUCUACAUAGCACAAUGGACUCUUUUAAACUUUGAUUUCAGCGUAAGAUUCUGACUUUACUUUAAACAUAACAAUUUUCCAUAUAAGGAUAGAACUCAUAGCUAGUAGAUGCACUGUUUAAAGGGUGAAUUGAUGUUUCUCGUAAAAAUGUGGUUUUAAGUUACAUAUUUUUAGCUUUUUACGGUUAAGUGGAAAUGUUCUAUGCGUAAAAAAAAAGAAAUUUGUAUUUUUGAGUAAUUUAAAAAAAAAUAAUAAAUGCGUGUGCCUUAUACUUGUGCAACUGAAGAAAUGUUUUGUGAGUGGGUUACAAGAUUAAUAAUGUUAAACGUUCUGGAAAAACAGGCUCUUGCUUUGAGCUGUGUCUUAUCUGGAUUGAAAUUGCAGUAAUAAAAACACUGUAGGUCAUGUUAACAUAAGAACGUCAUUGUUCGGUCAAUGCAACACUCUUCAAAGACCCUGAUCUGACACGGGACCAAACUGUAAAGGGUCAAAGGUUAUGCUCUACAAUCCUUCUUUGUUCAACACCCAACAGAUCAACACAACUAGCUGGCUUAUGUGUUUCUCAUUAAACAUUUUAACAUCAAAACAAUUACAUUACAGUAGCUAUUAGUUUCAUCGUGGAUAACACUAAUCAACGUAUAAUAUUGGUGGUGAUUAUACUCUUUUCCCAAACACAUAAUUGUACUUGGCUACGUAGAAUUUAACUUCCGUAAAGGAAUUCCCCCAUACAUACACUGAUGUGUUUUUCAUUUGAGCUUUGAAACAAGCCAAUGAUGAUUUAAUCACUUAUGUAAGUUGUGUCCAACGGUGUCAACAUUGUGGUAAAAAUGCUCAAAAUGUGCAUUUGUUUAGAAAACAGAGUAAAAAGAGUUAUCAUCACUAAAUGACUUGAAGUCUAGAAUAAGGCUCAUCUGUGUUUGGACAACUGCCAAUAUUAUUGAAUUACAUUUACAUUUUAGUGCCUUGCUGUGGAUCCGCUGGUCUUAUUUGUACAAUUCAGGCCAACAGAUUCGGACUCACAGUUUUAAGUGUCACCUGCUUUGAGAAUAUUGUUUUUUUUAAAUAGAUGUUGAUAAUGUUUUUUCUUCUUGGAGACUGUAAAUUAAAGAGACACUGAUUACUUUAA
Molecule: messenger RNA, 2174 nt
Organism: Notothenia coriiceps (black rockcod)
Lineage: Eukaryota; Metazoa; Chordata; Actinopteri; Perciformes; Nototheniidae
Product: thyroid hormone receptor-associated protein 3-like
Exons: 6
Coding region: 21-983 (320 amino acids)
Biological process (GO): positive regulation of transcription by RNA polymerase II; mRNA processing
Cellular component (GO): mediator complex; exon-exon junction complex
Molecular function (GO): transcription coregulator activity; DNA binding; mRNA binding
Source: RefSeq, a predicted model, not a curated record